AUGAGCUCAAAGGAUAACUUGGCCCUGGAUCUGGAGCACGGCGUGCGACGCUGGGAUCGCGCUCGCUGGAUAUCCGUCUUCAGCUCGCAUAACCCGACUAUACGCGAGGUGACGGAAUGCUUGGGCCUGGGCUUAUCGGCGUCUUCGUCCACGACCAACCGCGGCAUUCCGAAAUUCGACAACCCAGACUACCGCAAGCUCUCGAGUGAGGUGACGAAGCUGUCCAAGGAAUUGCCAAAAGAAAGAGAUUUGUUGCUGGACUUCGCGGCGGAUCCGAGUUCCCUGAACCAGGAGCUCGAGGACCUGCUAGCGAGUUACGGACCCGCUAUUUGGGGCAGGGAUGCGGAUCGCAGCUGUUUACUCACGCCGGAUGCGACCAAGAAGACGUAUAACAAAGAUCUGUUUUACGAGGAGCCGGAGCAUAAGGAUAUUCUCAAGAUUCAUCUGCAUCGGUGGAUCAUCAUCAAAGCUUGCUACUACAUUCGCAACAUGAAGUUGAAGAGACCGUCGGGUGCGAAUGAGUAUGAUCAGCUUGCAGACAUUGAUGCCGAAGGCCUUUCACCACAUGGGACGCCACAGUCACUCACCCCACCAGAUCCGGAUACUGUUGCAGGCGCUGACCUCGACGUUAAGCCUAUUAAUCUGAAGAAGCGCAAGAGCAAUGCUCACCUCACCAUGUCUGACGAUGAAGAUCCUGAGGCUUCGCCUAUCAAAAGGCCGUACAGCACUAUGCCUGUGAGCCGAAAGGGCAGCCCAAGGAAGUCACUCAAGUCACUGUAUCCUGCCGGCCCGGGCAGCAUGGAGAAUAUACCUCCUAUGCCGACGCACAUGCAUCGUUUCUCGCCAGCACCAGGAACUGCAUCUGAACCCUCGCGGAUACAGCUCAGUCCUCUAUCAAACAACGACUUGAACGGCGUGUCAAGGCCUCCGGCUAUCACCCAAAGCUCCGCACCCGCAGGAUUCACGGCUGUCAACAAUGGGGGCUUUACUGCUGUUAACAACACGCCUCCACCUAGCGAGCCACCUCGAGAGCCAACACGGGAAGCAUCCCGAGAACCGUCGAGAGAAGUGCAUCGACCUCCUCCUGGUAUUGGACAUCGUCACAGCAACAGUUACACGAGCCCAUAUGAGCCGUCUUCACGCAGUGCUGCCAUGGCUCGAUCUGCUACGGAAACUCCUCGUUCUGCACCGCCAGCCACUCCUACACCAGCUUCGAAUCAAGGGUUUCAAGCCGCCGCACCUAAUCAGCCUAUCAUGGCACCUAAUAAGCAGGUUACCUCUGCACCCGCGAUACAAAGCGCCCCCGCAUACGGCAUACAACUCGUUCCUACUACACAAGACGCACCGCCCGCGCCCUCGAGCAAACCCCGAGCCCCCUCAAACCACAGCCAACCCGCCGCCGCCCCCCAACACACCUCACCGCACCAACCCGUGCUGAAAAGCCACCAACAACCGCCCCAACCCCCCGAAACCGCACACGUCGUCCAGCCCCCACAACCACAAACCUUCCCCCGCGGCUCCGUCUCGACGGCCGACCUCCGCCUCCUCCAAUGCGAAGUCACCGCCGGUCUCUUCACCUUCUUCUACCCUCGCUCCACAAUGCCGCCCGACGAAGCCAGCCUCCUCGUCCGCAUGCACACACUCUGGUACCACGGCGAACCGCUCUUCCGCACAGAACUAUCCACACACUACGAUCUCGUCUCCAAGAUCCUCACUGCAUGGCUGCACGAGCGUCAAGCUAUCGCUUCACUACGGCACAGCAUGGCUGCCAACCCCGGCGUAUCUCACAUUGGCCUUGUGGAUCGGUUGCUUGCUAUGAACGAUCUCAGGGCCAUGCGGUUGAAAUGGAAGAACAUGAGUAGUAUUGAUGGAUUGAGUCCUGAGGAUCUACUCUGUAUGGCUUUUAGGGUUAUGACGAAUACGGAGGGGAGCGAGUAUAUGUUUAAAGAUGGGUUGGCGAGGCUGGAGCUGGGUGUGUUUGAGUUUUUGAGGAGCGAGGAUGCGAAGAUUGUCAUGCAGCGGAGGGAUACGAGGGCGGGGUGA
Messenger RNA from Alternaria metachromatica, 2043 nucleotides. RefSeq lists its product as uncharacterized. Bases 1 to 2043 code for a protein of 680 amino acids. The record is from RefSeq and is a predicted model, not a curated record. The transcript is spliced from 4 exons. NCBI's taxonomy places the organism in Eukaryota, Fungi, Ascomycota, Dothideomycetes, Pleosporales, Pleosporaceae.